UAUAUAUCACCAAAUUAUAUAUAUCACCAUCCAAUUCACAAAUCCCCCCCCUCCUCCUCCUCCUCCUCCUCCUCCCCCUCACCCAACACAUGCAAAAUCAACUUCCUAUACCCCUCCACCGCCUCCUCCAGGUCCCUCACCCUCAACCCUUCAUCAUCCCCAUGCGCAACAAGGAUACUCCCCGGCCCAUAGAGAUAACUCGUUCGCCAAAGAUGGCAGAGGCAAAGCGGUACUGCUUUUCGUCGCUGCUGCUGCCAAAGAGAGAAACCUUGCUGCUGCUGCGGGAGCGGCGGGAGAACUCCUUCAUGCCGAGGCCGGAAGUUUCUUCGCCAACUACGAAGAGGAGCAUCACGUCGGAUGGGGAGAUGGAUUCCGAGGAGAUGAGGGUGGAUAAAGCGAUGAGCUGCGCUGCAAGAGAGGCUUUCGCAUCGACGGAACCGCGGCCGGAGAUGAGGGUGUCUGGGGUGAUUGGCCCUGACGGUGUGGUUUUGUAG
Molecule: messenger RNA, 494 nt
Organism: Podospora pseudocomata
Lineage: Eukaryota; Fungi; Ascomycota; Sordariomycetes; Sordariales; Podosporaceae
Exons: 2
Coding region: 90-494 (134 amino acids)
Source: RefSeq, a predicted model, not a curated record